Messenger RNA from Topomyia yanbarensis, 1784 nucleotides. RefSeq names its product U3 small nucleolar RNA-associated protein 15 homolog. NCBI's taxonomy places the organism in Eukaryota, Metazoa, Arthropoda, Insecta, Diptera, Culicidae. The transcript is spliced from 2 exons. Gene Ontology annotation, biological process: rRNA processing; positive regulation of transcription by RNA polymerase I. The record is from RefSeq and is a predicted model, not a curated record. Bases 79 to 1674 code for a protein of 531 amino acids. Gene Ontology annotation, molecular function: protein binding. Gene Ontology annotation, cellular component: nucleolus.
ACACGUGCGGAGUGCGGAUUAAACUUUUAUUUUUGUUUAUAAGUUAGUUUUGAAGCAUAAAAAAUUAAUAUUAAUCAAAUGGCAGAGUUUAAGAAAACGAAUGCUAAAGUUUACGCAAAAACUACAACUAUCCAAUCACCGGAUACAAUCUAUUGGAAAAAAUUAGGAGUUCCCACUCUGGUUAAAGAAUUUGGAGCGAUUGACUAUAUUGAUUUUAGUCCGGUGGAGCCGUAUCUGUUUGCUGUCACGGCAUCUGUUCGUGUACAGAUAUACAAUCCGGUCACAAAAUUAGUGGUGAAAAAUAUUACCAAGUUCCAGGAAGGCGCUCAUGGAGGAUCUUUUCGUAAGGACGGUAACCUUUUAGUUGCUGGCGACGACUUGGGAAAGAUACGCUUGUUCGAUGUAUCAUCAAAGUCGAUUUUGCGGUUUUUUGAUGGACAUCGAGCUCCGGUGCAUCGGACCUUUUUCAAUGCAGAUGGGCAUCAUAUUAGCAGUUUCUCAGAUGAUAAAACCGCUCGGUACUGGGACAUUGCGACAGAAAAGCAUUUGAGCACAUUUGCUGAGCAUUCAGACUAUAUUCGUGCUGGUUGCACAAGCCCAGUCAGUCCUAAUAUCAUUGUCUCCGGAGGUUAUGACUGUAAAAUCAACAUGUACGACACGAGAACGAAGGAAAAAGUCUUAAGUUUGGAUAACGGAUGUCCGGUGGAAUCCCUUAUUUUUUUGCCGAGUGGUGGAAUAUUUAUCAGCGCUGGAGGCACUUCAGUGAAUGUUUAUGAUGCUUUGGCUGGAGGAAGAAAAAUUGCGCAACUCUCGCAACACCACAAAACUGUAACCUGCCUUCAGCUGGCCAGUGAUGGUAAACGAUUAAUAUCGGGAAGCUUGGAUAGGCACGUCAAAAUAUAUGAUAUUGCCACCUACCAAGUUGUUCACACAAUAGUCAAUACGAAUGCGGUGUUAAGCUUAGGUGUGUCAAAAAACGACGAUACACUAGUAACUGGAAUGGUUGAUGGUUUAAUAGCUAUUCACCGACGAGAUGGAGAUGAUCGAGAAAAAGAAGAAUCAGAUAAGAGUAUGAGUCGUCGUUCAAAAGGUCGUUUAAGAUACGAAAACAUUUUUGAAAGUUCCGAUGCAAAAAUAACGGAGUUUCGUCACGAUAAAAUUGAACAGUUUGACCGUAUGCUGAAAAAGUACGAAUACAACAAAGCACUGGAUAGCGUAAUGAUUCCUAUUGUAAUGGGCCAACAUCCAGAAAAGACAGUUGCUUUAAUAAAAGAACUUAUUCGACGAAAAGGUCUGCACAGAGCCUUGGCGGAACGAACACAUUCGUUUCUAGUGAGAUUUAUCGGAUUUGUUGUUCGGUAUAUCGGGGACUACAGAUUCACCCCAACAUUAGUAGAUGCCGCAAACAUUCUGCUAGAUGUUUACGAAGAUGAAUUUAGUAAGUUUGCGGGCACAGAGGUUGGUAAAAUGUUUCUAAAUCUCUCUAGAAGACUCAAGAGGGAAGAGCAAAUCAUUAAUGAUUUUCAAGAGGUGCAAGGGCUACUGGAAAUGAUCUCGGCUGCUGCAGAUGUAAGACAACAUUCUAACGAUGAGGAUGAUAAAGAAAAUGUGUUGCUGAAAGAAUUCGAAGCGUCUUCGAGUGCCCAAAAACAAGCUGUUAUCAAUGUUGAUUAAAUAUUUAGACGCACAUAGCGCUAAUAUCAUGAAAUGAAAAACUAUUAAUUUUUCAUUGUGAUACAUGUAAUAUUCGCUUUACUUAACAACUUUUUGUAGUUCACCUAUAC